AUCUUCGAGGCGUUUUCGAAUUCCAUAGUGUUUCAAAAUGCCGCAUUUACCUGAGAUGAAAAUACCUAUUAUCGUUUUAGUGCUUUUCAAGAUUCUUACAGAGGGUCAUGCCAUCUUCCUUGGACUGGCAGCAAUGUUCACCAAGGAAUUUUGGGUCGCUGUGUACUUAGAAAUUAUCGAGAAUCGCUGGCUUUACUUUGGCAACUUAUGCUGGCUCGUUGUGAUGAUAUUCGUCGCGUACAAGAUAAACAGACAUGGACGAGAUCCACCUCAUGGACAAACAAAUCAACCUUCGCAUUCAGCAAAUGAUUCAACUAAUCUUAUCAAAAAUCAACGGCUUAAUGGCGUAGAGAUGACGUCAGACGACAUAUGCCAACAGCAUGACGUCACAUUAGAUGACGUCAAAUGCAAGGUAAAUGAUGUCAUGCUGCCAAAAAUGCAAGGCGAUACAGAGGAGAAGGGAGUGGAGGAGUCUCCCAGCUGGAACCCAGCGCGAGCAGCAACGAGCUGUGAACUCGAGACCGCUAUGCUUUCAGCCCUAGAGGUCAUUGCUAACAGCGGGCUAGGGGCCGUUUUGACCAAUCAGAAAGCGCUACUGGGAGAAUACAGCCAAUCAGAUGGCGAGAUGACUGAUUGCGUCAGCAGUGAUGAGGAUAAGGACAUGUCGAAUCAGGAACCGGAAGCUGAUUCUAGUGUACGACCGGAAGUAGUUUCCAGUAUCGCGCGGCAGGUCGUCAUGGCGGGUGAUGGCGUUCCCUGCUCACCUUCGUCUCGUUCGACCGGCAGUUCGUUCUUCUAUUUUCAGACCGAAAAGUCUCGCCGAGUUCUUAUGGUUGCAGCCCUCGCUUUGGUUUCUUACGGGGGAUACAAGCUUCUCUCCAAAUAAGUUAUUCAAACCAAGGAUAUGGAAAUUAUAUGUUAUUUAUCUAUCUAUUUAUUAAUAUCUACCACCUAAACUAUCUCCGAAAUCUUAUUUUUCAAAAAUUCAUAUUUCUUCUUUAUUGACAAUAUUGCCUAUUUUCUAUUCGAAUAUCUAAUUAGGAUAUAAACUGUAGUAUUCAAGUAAGCGUUUGAUCUCGAUCCGGAUGAGACCCGAAAUGACUGUCAAAGUCUAAUUGUUGACCAGUUGACUGGAUUGUCAUAUUUAAGAGACCACCAGCCUUGAUCAUCAUAUCUUAAAACUCUUUAAAAACUUCUUCAAACUCCCUGUCAUUGUUAUUAUAGAAAACUAAUACAAUGCUAACUUUU
Molecule: messenger RNA, 1248 nt
Organism: Nematostella vectensis (starlet sea anemone)
Lineage: Eukaryota; Metazoa; Cnidaria; Anthozoa; Actiniaria; Edwardsiidae
Exons: 3
Coding region: 38-886 (282 amino acids)
Source: RefSeq, a predicted model, not a curated record